Molecule: messenger RNA, 1095 nt
Organism: Bradysia coprophila
Lineage: Eukaryota; Metazoa; Arthropoda; Insecta; Diptera; Sciaridae
Product: chymotrypsin-2-like
Biological process (GO): proteolysis
Molecular function (GO): serine-type endopeptidase activity
Source: RefSeq, a predicted model, not a curated record
UAUCUCACAUUUAAUGACUAUAUAGUUGGAACUUAAUUUGACUUGUGUCGUCGAAUCAGUUAGUUGUGAAUCGCUUGCAAUAAUGAAGCUGAAAUUAUUCGUGGUCUACUGUAUUUUACAGUCAAUUCACGGUUUUGAUACCUCUGAGGAAUUAUUUACUAAAAAGCUUAAUAUUUCAACAGACGAUCCUUUCAAAUCGGCCGUGCUUUAUAUUGUCGGUGGCCAUAAUGCAUCGAUACAUCCAUUCCAAUGCUCAAUACAAUCUAAUCGAAAGCAUUAUUGCGGCUGUGCUGUGAUUAAUUCAAAGUUUGUCUUAACUGCCACCCAUUGCUUCGAGGAUCAUUCUCCAGAAAGUUCUACCAUUUUGGUUGGAACAAAUGAUUUGAAUCGUGGUGGAAUGCGCUACGAAAUUGAAAAACUAAUACCGUAUGAGGAUACCGAAGAAAAUCCUAAUGACAUUGCUCUUGUGAAAGUAAAGGUACCGAUUCAAUUCAACGAAAAUGUUCUUCCAAUUGAACUGGAUGAUAAAGAGGUUCCAGAUAACGCCGUAGUGCAACUUACUGGAUGGGGGAGAAUGCAGGCUAGAGGUACUACACCCAAUAAAUUACAAGGUGUUGAUUUAACUGUUCUGGCUUUCGAUGAAUGUAAAAAAACGGUCGUGGGCGAUGUUCUAAUUGACGGCCAUAUGUGCACAAAGGGUGUAAUGGGAAUAGGAGCAUGCAAAGGCGAUUCGGGAGGUCCACUCACUUAUGGUAAAAAACUUGUUGGAAUCGUGAGCUUUGGAAUUCCAUGCGGAAUUGGAAACCCCGAUGUGUACUCUAAAGUUUCCUAUUAUUUUGAUUGGAUUAAGAAAAACUCGCAAACCUAACCACACCACAGCAACAUCUCAUUCAGUUCUUGGAACGGAAGAAAUAAAUUAUUUAUGAAACUAUAUCCUUACAUCUGAUUGCUGCACCAAAUUCAUCUUUUGCCUAUGUUGUCUUGUGUUCAUCUUAGAUCAAUAAAAUCGGUAAUACAACUAAGAUGUUCGUUUUUCUUUUUGGAAGUACCUAUAAGCUUUCAUGGCGCGCCUGAUAAACCCGAUAAAGUUAAAUG